Messenger RNA from Talaromyces atroroseus, 1596 nucleotides. RefSeq lists its product as hypothetical. The transcript is spliced from 2 exons. Lineage: Eukaryota; Fungi; Ascomycota; Eurotiomycetes; Eurotiales; Trichocomaceae. The record is from RefSeq and is a predicted model, not a curated record. Bases 1 to 1596 code for a protein of 531 amino acids. Gene Ontology annotation, biological process: transmembrane transport. Gene Ontology annotation, molecular function: transmembrane transporter activity.
AUGGCUAGAGCCGCGCAAUCCCAAGAGAAGAGUGAUCCUCCUCGGGGCAACGUGAUUGAGACGGAGGAUAUUGCAGUGGACCAAGAACGAGACACUUUUCUUCCAAGGCCCUCGGAUGAUCCAAACGAUCCUCUAAACUUCCCACUUUGGCUGAAGAUUGCUAUUCUAACCCAAGUCUGUCUGUUGGCCAGUCUUGGAACCCUCAAUACCGCAAUUAUCAACCCUGCAUAUGGUCCCCUGGCCACCGAAUUCGGUAUUACCAAAGUCCGCGCCUCCUACCAAACCACUGUAGUCAUUGCACUCAAUGGCGUCGGGCCAUUUCUUUGGAUUCCACUGGCAAACGUGUACGGACGAAGACCCAUCUAUCUCUUGACGACUCUCAUUGGAUUUGCAUCUUCCUUGGGGUCUGCAUAUGCGCGUAAUUUCAGUCAGUUGAUCGUGGCCCGCGUCUUCAAUGGCCUUUGGCCGGCUGCUCUUGGUCUCGGCCCAGCUACCGUCGUGGACCUUUUCUUCUACCACCAGCGAGGACGAGCCAUGGGUCUCUUCACCGUGAUAUUGACAAGCGGGGCACAUAUCGCACCCAUUGUCGGAGGACUUAUUGGGCAGUACCUUGGCUGGAGAUGGACAUUCAAGUUUGCCGCCAUACUCGACGGUGUCAUGCUGCUCGUGAUCAUCUUCUGCCUCCCAGAAACCCUGUAUAUACGUGAUCCAACUCGUCUCGCUCGUACUGUCCACGAGCGGGAAGUCGACUUCACGCCUCGGACGUAUGCUUCUCGACUGAAAGCAUACUCCUCUUUCCCACAGCUCAAGCUGCGUUGGAACCAGUUCGUCAUCCCAUCCUUGAGAAUGGCCAAGUACCCGUCCGUCCUUUUUCCGGCGUUGUACUACUCAGCACAGUAUGGAUUUGCCUCAAUCCUUCCCGCAGUUACUGUUGCCAGCAUAUUCUCCGAGGCCUUCCACUGGAACACGCUCAAAAUUGGGCUUGCCUAUGGCGGCGCCCUGACUAUCGGAGGUGUGCUCGGUGAAGUAGCAGGUGGCGUUGUGCUAGAUUCAAUCGUAAACCGCGCUCGCCACAAGCUCAAUGGCGCCAAUCCGCCCCCCGAAAUCCGACUGAAAGCAAUCUGGACUGGCGCACUCUUGGUACCUGCUGGAUUGAUUAUCUACGGUUUCACGCUCCAGUAUCACGUCUAUUGGUUUGUGCCGCUUUUCGCAAUGGCGCUCGCCGUUUUUGGGCUCCAGGUUAUUGCAACCACCUGCUACACCUACAGCAUUGAUUCAUACCGUGCCCAAAGUUCCGAGACUUCGCAGCUCAUCAACUUAAUCAGGCAGGAGUUCGGCAUGACUUUUGCGUUCUAUGUCGUUGCGUUGUGCGAGCGGAUUGGGUAUCAGUGGGCUUUCUUCAUGUUCGCUAUUCUCGGUAGUGGACUGGGCUUCCUUCCCAUCAUAGUCUUGAUGUUCAAGGGAGAGGAAAUUAGGCACAGACUAGGUGAUCCAAAGGAUAUUAGUCCGUUGGAGACAGAGCAGGAAACAGAAAUUGCGCUGGACAAACUUGUAGAUGACGCCACGAUGGAGAUGGAAAUGGAACAACGGCAAUAA